Messenger RNA from Phaeodactylum tricornutum CCAP 1055/1, 651 nucleotides. RefSeq lists its product with no specific name. NCBI's taxonomy places the organism in Eukaryota, Bacillariophyta, Bacillariophyceae, Surirellales, Neidiaceae. The coding region runs from base 1 to 651 and encodes 216 amino acids. The record is from RefSeq and is a predicted model, not a curated record. The transcript has a single exon.
AUGAGAUUGCACACCGCAAAGACGGUCCUUGGAUUGCAUGCAAAAUCUUCGACAGCCCUGAUACGUCCAAAUAGUAUCAAUGCAAUCGGCAUCAUCCCGUGUCGCCAUUUCACUUUAUUAUCCCCCGUACGAACUUCCGAAACGAGGCCACAAUGCUUCUUUGCGCAGCAAAGUGCCGCAUACGCCUCGCAAACAAGACCCGCUUUUCAGGCUUCUCCCUUUGAUCCCAAAUCGGGUAAGAAGGCGACGAAAAGACGAGGGCAGAUAAUUCCUCGAAAAGCGGCGGUGCAACUGACAGACAAAGCCCGUCAGUUCUUUCGCCUCUUGCUGGAAAAGCCUCCCCGACCGAAUGUGGUCGGUAUCAUGCUAAACUACGAUCAAUCUGCUACCGGCGAACCCCGGAUGGUGUUUUCUUUUGAUUUCGUCACCGGUGAUCAGAUCGAUGCACAAGACGAAGGGGUUUCGUUGGAAAUUUUGGAAGACGGUAGCCCGAAAACACCAGCCGAAACCCUUAAUGAUGGUUUACCGAAGCUAUACGUGAGCCACAAUGCUUUUUUGAAAGUUUUGGGCGCCACGUUGGACGUUGACGUCGAGGCGAUAAAACCAAUACUGUACGAUCGAGAAGGGAAUGUGAUGGAUCCGAACGCAUAG